Molecule: messenger RNA, 2545 nt
Organism: Ochotona princeps (American pika)
Lineage: Eukaryota; Metazoa; Chordata; Mammalia; Lagomorpha; Ochotonidae
Gene: NONO
Product: non-POU domain containing octamer binding
Exons: 12
Coding region: 254-1669 (471 amino acids)
Biological process (GO): regulation of DNA-templated transcription
Cellular component (GO): nucleus
Molecular function (GO): RNA binding
Source: RefSeq, a predicted model, not a curated record
GGCGGAAAAACGAUUCCGCCUCUGGAGAUAAACCUUGAACGGCAGUUUAGCCAACCAAUGAGAAACGCUUCUUCAUCCCCCUUGGGAGGCACCGAGCUCCGUCGGCUCGUUUCCGGCGGUCGCGCGCUCUUUUCUCGGGACGGUACAGGUCGUGUAGCGUCUCCGUUACUCCGAGGAAAGAACAGUCGGUGGAGGAGAAGUCCAGCUUAGGACUGGGAGGCAUUUGGCUGUCCUCAAAGUUGAGGGUAGAAAAAUGCAGAGCAAUAAAACCUUUAACUUGGAGAAGCAAAACCAUGCUCCAAGGAAGCAUCAUCAGCAUCACCACCAGCAGCACCAUCAGCAGCAGCAGCAGCAGCAGCAACAGCAAGCACCAAUACCCGCUAAUGGGCAACAAGCCAGCAGCCAGAAUGAAGGCUUGACCAUUGACCUGAAGAAUUUUAGGAAACCAGGAGAGAAGACUUUCACCCAGCGUAGCCGUCUCUUUGUGGGAAAUCUUCCUCCGGACAUCACUGAGGAGGAAAUGAGGAAACUAUUUGAGAAAUACGGGAAGGCAGGAGAGGUCUUCAUUCAUAAGGAUAAAGGCUUUGGCUUUAUCCGCUUGGAAACAAGAACCCUAGCGGAGAUUGCCAAAGUGGAGCUGGACAAUAUGCCGUUACGUGGAAAGCAGUUGCGUGUGCGCUUUGCCUGCCAUAGUGCAUCCCUUACUGUCCGAAACCUUCCUCAAUAUGUCUCUAAUGAGCUGCUGGAAGAAGCCUUUUCUGUUUUUGGCCAGGUGGAAAGGGCUGUAGUCAUUGUGGAUGAUCGAGGAAGGCCCUCAGGAAAAGGCAUUGUUGAGUUCUCAGGGAAGCCAGCUGCUCGGAAAGCUCUGGACAGAUGCAGUGAAGGCUCCUUCCUGCUAACCACAUUUCCUCGGCCUGUGACUGUGGAACCCAUGGACCAGUUGGAUGAUGAAGAGGGACUUCCAGAGAAGCUGGUUAUUAAGAAUCAGCAAUUUCACAAGGAGCGAGAGCAGCCACCCAGAUUUGCACAGCCUGGCUCCUUUGAGUAUGAGUAUGCCAUGCGCUGGAAAGCGCUCAUUGAGAUGGAGAAGCAGCAGCAAGACCAAGUUGACCGCAAUAUCAAGGAGGCGCGCGAGAAGCUGGAGAUGGAGAUGGAAGCUGCUCGCCAUGAGCACCAGGUCAUGCUGAUGAGGCAGGAUUUGAUGAGGCGCCAAGAGGAACUCCGGAGAAUGGAAGAGUUGCACAACCAAGAAGUGCAAAAACGGAAGCAACUGGAGCUCAGGCAGGAAGAGGAGCGCAGACGCCGUGAAGAAGAGAUGCGACGGCAGCAGGAAGAAAUGAUGCGGCGACAGCAGGAAGGAUUCAAGGGAACCUUCCCUGAUGCGAGAGAGCAGGAGAUACGGAUGGGCCAGAUGGCCAUGGGAGGUGCUAUGGGAAUAAAUAACAGAGGUGCCAUGCCACCUGCUCCUGUGCCAGCUGGAACCCCAGCACCUCCAGGACCUGCCGCUAUGAUGCCAGAUGGAACCUUGGGAUUGACCCCACCAACAACUGAACGCUUUGGCCAAGCUGCUACAAUGGAAGGAAUUGGAGCAAUUGGUGGAACCCCUCCUGCAUUCAACCGUGCAGCUCCUGGAGCUGAAUUUGCUCCAAACAAACGUCGCCGAUACUAAUAAAGUUGCAGUGUCUAGUUUCCCAAAACCCUUUUAAAAAAUGACCCUUUUUGGACUAGCCAGAAUUCUACCCUGGAAAAGUGUUAGGGAUUCCUCCCAAUAGUUAGGUCUUUCCCACCUGUACUACUUGAGGGAGUAUACUGGAGGCAGAGGGCAGGGGAGGGGUUGGUGUCUAACUGGUUUGCUUCAUCAGUUUUGUGUGGUGCAUUCCUGAAGUCUCAAAUGUAACUGCUGAGGGUCUCGGAAACUGUGACAAAAUGGAUCCAGUUAGAACUCCAUUAAUCUUGAUCAUUCCGGUUUUUGUCCAUUCUGUUUUAUUUGCUUUCUCAUCCCUACAUCACUUCCUCCUCUACAAGCUCCAGAGACACUGCCACACAUACCACAAAAACAAAACAUCCCCCCAAUGACCUUAGCCCCAUUGCUUCAUUCCCAGGUGAGAAUUCAGGCAAAUGUCCACAGAGGUCACAGCUUAUACAUGGUUCUGUUCUAUCCCAAUAUAUUACUCCAUCAUGUCCUAAGGUUAAGACAUUUUCUCUUAGAGAUUUUCAUUUUAGUAUAUCUUUAAACAGUUUUGUGUUAACUUGCCUCCAUCUUUUUCUUGGGUAAGAGCAACUCAAGAAUGGCGCUUUUGUGUCUUUUGAUGUUACCAUUCACAGCUUUUCGUGAUAGGCUUAGUACAAUCUUGGGAACAGGGUUGCUGUAUGCUGAAGGUCUGACAGUAGCUCUUAGCAUUGCCUAUCUUAGGUAGUACGCUGUGCAUUUUCUAUUGAUGUGUCUGCGGUUGAUUUGUCCCUGAUACAUUAAAUUUGGAGUUUUUCUGAGAAAUGGAGCAGUAAUGCAGCAUCAACUUAUUAAAAUACAUUUUAAGCCUUUUAA